AUGGGGGGUGCGUCUUUCAUUUUGCAGCUUACAAGUUAUUUGACAUCAUUAAAUCCACUCCGAUAUUUGAUGCCCGAAAAUACCGGAUUGUCCCGUUCAACGUAUUAUUCUCAAUUGCAGAGAAAUCUUCCGAUGGGUACAUUUAGUUGGAAGGUUUCAUCGUUUCAACAAUACAUUAAAAAUUGUGGUACGGGUGACAUAUUCUAUAGUCCGAGGUUCACGAUUCCUCAACUUCAAUCCACAUACGCAAAUACGGCGAAUUAUGACAAUUCGCCGCACAUUUCUCAAUGGCGACUUAAGGUCUUCCCCAAUGGUAAUGACACAUAUGAUUACAUAUCCGCUUACCUGGAAGCAAUACAAACCCCUUAUGAGAAACGACAUAACAUAAAGGUUCGUCCGGCAAAGUUCAAAUUAUUUUUAGAGAUGGUCGAUUUAAAUAAAAAUCCACGAAAGAAUAUCUUGAUCGAUUCGGAUACAAAUCAUACAAUUUUAGAACAUAAAUUCGAAUUUGAUAAUGAUGAAUCCGAUUUAGGUUAUCGUCGACUAUGUCUAAUCAAUCAAUUGUUCCCCGAUGGUAAUAAAUCACGUGAUAUCGAUUUGAUCUUUCACGUUCAUUUCAUCACUUGUGAUGAUCCGUUAAUGGAUGAAGCCUUAAAUAUAAAUCAGAAUGAAAAAUUCUUUGAAAAUGGUGCAUUCGCGGAUGUCGGUUUCAUCCUAGAUUGUGGGAGGGUCAUCAAAGCUCACAAGAUCGUGUUAGCAAGUGGAAGUGCUUAUUUCGAUAAAAUGUUACAAGGUGGUUGGAUAGAAGGCACGGCAAAAAUCAUUAAAUUACAUAAUUGGAAAUAUGAAACUUUCAAGUCCAUACUUUAUUAUAUUUAUACUCACAAAUUAGUAAAUAAUGAUGAUAUAGAAUUAUUAAAAGAAAUUUACAUCAAUAGUGAUAUGAUCGGUUUGGUUAAAUUACAAAAUUUAGCGAAAAUGAGGUUAGUGCAAUUAAUAUCACUUGAUAAUUGGGAACAAAUUUUAUUAUUUGGCUGGGAACAUGAUGAUUUGAUUCUAAAGACAUGUGGUUUGGACUUUGUUUCUUCCAAUUAUCCAAAGAUUAGAAAUUCUGAUGCCAUGAAGACAAUUCUUGAUACUAGAAAUAUUGAAUGGAUUGAAGAACUUAUGGCUGUUGCCAUGAUAAAAAUUUGA
Messenger RNA from Funneliformis caledonium, 1194 nucleotides. NCBI's taxonomy places the organism in Eukaryota, Fungi, Glomeromycota, Glomeromycetes, Glomerales, Glomeraceae. The record is from the annotation of a GenBank genome assembly.